AUGUCCUUUGGAGGUUCCGGCUUCUCGUUUGGCUCCACGCCGGCCGCGGGCGGCAACAACAGCAGCGCACCCAAACCCUUCUCCUUUGGCGCCACCACCAACAACACACAAUCCUCGUCCACCCCGGCAUCGGGCGGACUCUUUGGAUCCACUUCCAACACAGGCGCGACCGGCGGCGGCAGUCUCUUUGGAGGCACCAGUGCGCCCUCCACCGGCGGCUUCUCGUUCGGCGCUGCCAAGCCUGCCACCCCUUCCGGCACCACGACUCCCGGUGCUGCGCCCACCGGCGGCUUCUCGUUCGGCGGCGCUUCGACGGGAGGCGGAGGCUUCAAGCUCGGCGGUAGUGCAUCCACGCCCGCAGCAUCUGCGGCUCCCUCUGGCACCACUACCCCCGCAGGACAGCCUCCUGCCAACUUGUUCGGCGGCGGUGCCAACAAGCCCGCCGCUGCCCCUGCUCCUGCCGCUGGCGGUUUCGGUGGAGGCGGCCUGUUUGGCCAGAACAAGCCUGCAUCCCCGGCACCUGGCGCCACAGGUACCACUGAAGCCAGCAGCAACGGGCGGCUUCUCCGGCUUCACGCUUGGGGCGGCAGCAACACGGCGGCGGGCACAGACGCAUCCAAGCCAGCCGCGGCUCCGAGCACUGGGGCCGGCGGCUUCAGCUUCGGCGGUGCCACGAGCACCGCCAACAAGGAUGCUACUGCCUCUACCGCAUCACCGGCACCCGCCGCCAACCCGUUCGCGCCAAAGCCUGCCGCAUCGAGCGCACUUGCGACCACCUCUGCCGCUUCGGCGACGACGACGGCCGCACCUGCGCCCGCGACAGGCGGCUUCUCGUUUGGCAAGCCCGCAACGUCGACGGCGGCGACCACAUCCACCCCGGCGGGGGCUCCCGCCGCUGCUGCUCCCGCUGCUGGCGCCAAGCCGGCUGGCGCUUCGUUCAGCUUUGGUGCCAAGCCUGCCGAGUCGGCGGCGACGACGACGACGACGACGACCACCACCACCACCACCGCCUCAGCACCCGCGGCAUCGACGGCAACUUCCGCCUCAAGCGCCGCGCCCGCUACCGGAGCAGCCUCGACGACGACGCCUGGGACUGUCAGCUUCGGUGCACCCAAGACGACCGCUGCUCCUGCAACUACUGCCCCUGCGGCGGCGGCCGCGCGUCCGGCGCCCGUUCCGGCGCCCUCGCUGCUGAGGGGCAAGAGCAUGGACGAGAUUGUCAACAAGUGGAGCGCCGAGCUCGAUUCGGCGGUCAAGGAGUUUUCCAAGCAGGCGGGCGAGGUGGCCGCCUGGGACCGCGUGCUGUUGCAGGGUGGUGACGAGAUUUCGAAGCUGCUGAGCACGCUGACGCAGGCCGAGGAGAGGCAGGUGGGCAUCGAGCAGACGCUCGACUAUGUCGAGCAGCAGCAGACCGAGUUCUCCUCGCUGCUGGACGGCUACGAGUCGCAGAUUGGCGAUCUGCUGUCGGGCGUGCAGGGCGGCGGCCCCUCGACCUAUGGCGGCGCGCUGCGAGGCAACGCCGCCGAGGCUGGUGCGGCCGAUGUCGAGCGCGAGAAGGCGUACGCGCUGGCCGAGACGCUCAAUGCGCAGCUCGACGACAUCUCGCGCAACCUCUCUUCGAUGAUUGGCGAGGUCAACUCGCUGUCGUCGCCGCACGCCCCUUCGAGCGCGGCGGCGGCGUCCAACGUCGAGGACGCCAACCUCGGCGCGCUCAAGGUCGGCGGACGCUCGAGCGGCGCGGGCGCCAGCGACGACCCCGUGAGCCAGAUUGCCAGCAUCCUCAACGCGCACCUCGCCAGCCUCAAGUGGAUCGACGAGAGCAGCUCUAACCUGCGCGACAAGAUCGAGGGCCUGAGGCGCGGCCAGAUUGCCUGA
Molecule: messenger RNA, 1875 nt
Organism: Pseudozyma flocculosa PF-1
Lineage: Eukaryota; Fungi; Basidiomycota; Ustilaginomycetes; Ustilaginales; Ustilaginaceae
Exons: 4
Coding region: 1-1875 (624 amino acids)
Biological process (GO): protein import into nucleus; RNA export from nucleus
Cellular component (GO): nuclear pore central transport channel; nuclear pore
Molecular function (GO): structural constituent of nuclear pore; phospholipid binding
Source: RefSeq, a predicted model, not a curated record